UGGUUAAUAGUCCUGAGAUUAUGACACAGCACCGUGUACAUCUCUCAGUGGCGAAUAUGGAGUCCUGAGCAAAUUCAAACACGUGUGAAGCCACGCUGGGGUGGAAAUUACGCACCGGUGCGCAUUGCGCGUCAGCGAUCUCCAAAGUGGACAACCCCCGAACUUUGACGAGCUUAAUAUAUAUUUUUUCAGCGAUACAGGGAUCGUUAAUCAUAAAAUCCGUUCAAAUAGAGUUUCUGUUUCCGAUUUGAAGUGUAUGGACCUGAAUAUCGGUUGUUGGAAAAUUCGUCAACGUUUUUUCCUCUAGGUGUUUGUAUCAUGUCAAACGCAAGCGAUUCGACAGAGCCAGAUAAUUUCUCCUGCAGUGAGGAAACUCCCUGGGACAAUUCAUGUGGCUUCGGAGAUGAUCUGGAGUUAAAUCAAUUCGAUGGAUUGCCAUUUUCCUCUCGUUACUACAAAUUACUGAAAGAGAGAAAAACUCUGCCUGUGUGGAAGGUCAGGUGCCAGUUUGAGGAUGCUUUGGUAAACAACCAGCUGGUUAUUGUGUCCGGAAUAGCGAAAACUGGGAGGAGUACACAGAUCCCUCAGUGGUGUGCAGAGUUUUGUCUGUCUGCUCAGUACCAGCAUGGCAUGGUUGUGUGCACACAGACCAACAAACAGCAGGCUGUGGAUCUGGCCCUUCGAGUGGCUGAUGAAAUGGAUGUGAACAUAGGCCACGAAGUGGGUUACACCAUCCCUCUGGAGACUUGCUGCUCCUCUGACACCAUUUUGAGGUACUGCACAGAUGAUAUGCUGCUGAGAGAGAUGAUGUCGGACCCAUUUCUGGAGCACUAUGGAGUCAUUAUCAUUGACCAGGCCCAUGAAAGGACAGUAAGCACAGAUAUACUGCUUGGUCUCCUCAAAGACAUCCUGCUGCAGAGGCCUGAACUCAGAGUGGUGGUCCUCACUGUGCCGCCGAUGACUGAAAAGCUUCUGAAAAACUAUGGCACCAUCCCCCUUAUAAGUCUGGAGGCCUCCUGUCCUGCAGAGGUGGUCCACAGCAACAGCUGCAACAAGGAUUACUUCUACUCAGCACUAAGACUGGUGCUGGAGAUCCAUCGAACCGGAGAGAGUGGAGAUAUUGUUGUGUUUUUUGCCUCAGCUAAGGAAGUCCACAGUGCUUACAGCAUCCUCCAGAAUGAGGGUUCUAGACUGGGAGCAGAGUUGGACCAAAUGGUGCCCAUAGUGUUGUGUCCAAACCAGCGGGGGGUGCUGGCUGUUUUGAGUGAACAGUCAAAGUCCAGAAGGGUUUUCCUUUCUAUCCAACAAGGGGAGGAUGUGUGGUGGACUGCAGAGUCUAUAAAGUUUGUCAUCGACACAGGAGUCCAGAUAAAAAUGGUUUACAAUCCAAGAGUGAGAGCUUAUUCUGAGGUACUUCAGUCCAUCAGUCAGUGUCAGGCAGAUAUACGCAAGCAGCUGUCAGGACCAGCAGGUAAAUGUUUCCGCCUGUAUCCAGAAGUAAGCCUACCACUUGAGACCCCCUCACAGAUUUUGGAGUCUAAUAUUACACCGACAGUUCUCUUCCUGAAGAGGAUGGAGAUAGCCGGCCUUGGACAGUGUCAUUUCAUUGACAGACCAGAUCCAGAGGGCCUCAUGCAGGCACUGGAAGAGUUGGACUACCUCGCUGCUUUAGAUGAUGAUGGUAACUUGUCUGAAAUUGGCAUCAUCAUGUCUGAAAUCCCUCUGGAUCCUCAGAUGGCCAAAGCUCUGCUGGCAUCCUGCGAGUUUGACUGUGUGAAUGAAAUGCUCACUAUUGCAGCCAUGCUGUCAGUGCCGAGCUGCUUCCUGGAGCCAUCUGCUGGCACGAUCCAUGAAGUGGCUCAAUGUCACAAAAAGUUCCAGCACCCUGAGGGAGAUCACUUUACCCUCAUAAAUAUCUACAAUGCCUUUAAACAAAGCCAGAAGGAACAGUACUUGACUCUUGAAAAGUGGUGCCGUGACUAUUUUCUGGAUCAUUCUGCCCUGAAGAUGGCGGAUGCCAUUAGAUCAGAGCUGACAGACACCCUGAACAGAAUUGAGCUUCCCAUUUCUGAGCCCUCCUUUGGAACCAGAACAAACACGAACAACAUCAAAAGAGCUCUAUUGGCUGGAUUCUUCAUGCAGAUUGCUCGAGAUGUGGAUGGAUCAGGAAACUACUUUAUUCUGACACACAAGCACAUGGCCCAGAUGCACCCACUCUCUGGUUACGGAGCUCAGUCCCACAAGUUGGGGUUGCCAGAGUGGGUUCUUUUCAAUGAAUACACCCUGUCAGAAAACAACUGCAUGAGAACAGUCUCGGAAAUUUCCCCUCAAGUGUUCAUUCAAAUGGCACCAUUGUACUUCUUCUACAACCUGCCCCCUAGUGAGAGCAAAGACAUACUGCAGGACAUGUUGGACCCAGCGGGAUCAAGAAAUUGCAGAGAGAAGCGGCAGCCAACGGCAAAUGGCAGCGAUGCCAGCAGAGAAUGUGCAACAGUGGCGCAGACUUAUGACAGAUGUGUGAUUCAAUAAACUAAAACCAGAGUUUUAGGUCAUUUUCCAACCAA
Messenger RNA from Melanotaenia boesemani (Boeseman's rainbowfish), 2564 nucleotides. It is a transcript of the gene dhx32a, whose product is annotated as DEAH (Asp-Glu-Ala-His) box polypeptide 32a. Bases 319 to 2529 code for a protein of 736 amino acids. NCBI's taxonomy places the organism in Eukaryota, Metazoa, Chordata, Actinopteri, Atheriniformes, Melanotaeniidae. Gene Ontology annotation, molecular function: RNA binding. The transcript has 11 exons. The record is from RefSeq and is a predicted model, not a curated record. Gene Ontology annotation, cellular component: intracellular anatomical structure; spliceosomal complex.